Molecule: messenger RNA, 2074 nt
Organism: Rhineura floridana
Lineage: Eukaryota; Metazoa; Chordata; Lepidosauria; Squamata; Rhineuridae
Gene: PDIA3
Product: protein disulfide isomerase family A member 3
Exons: 13
Coding region: 16-1713 (565 amino acids)
Biological process (GO): response to endoplasmic reticulum stress; protein folding
Cellular component (GO): endoplasmic reticulum; cell surface
Molecular function (GO): protein disulfide isomerase activity
Source: RefSeq, a predicted model, not a curated record
CCUCGUGACCGGCCAAUGAGCGGCUGCCACACUACAGAUCCGGCCUGUCUCCUGGAGGGGGCGGGACUUCCGGCUCCUCUUCAGCUUCCCGCUGAGGCGAGCGCGAGAGAAAGCGAAAGCCGCCGCCGCCACCGGACUGGCCUCUCCGCCGCCGCCUCCUCCUCCUCCUCCUCCUCGCCUCCUUUCGUCCGUCCGUCCGCCCGGUGGCUGGGCCUCAUGGAGGCGCUGCUCCUCGCCCUGCUCCUCGCCCUCGUGCCGCGGCCGGGACUCGCCUCAGACGUCCUCGAGCUCAGCGACGACGACUUCGACAGCGGCCUGGCCGACCGCAGCGUCGCCCUCGUCGAGUUCUACGCGCCCUGGUGUGGACACUGCAAACGCCUUGCUCCGGAGUACGAGUCUGCUGCCACCAGGCUAAAGGGAAUAGUUCCACUUGUGAAGGUUGAUUGUACAGCAAACUCAAACACCUGCAACAAGUAUGGAGUGAGCGGCUAUCCAACUCUCAAGAUCUUUAGGAAUGGCGAGGAGUCUGGUACCUACGAUGGACCAAGGACAGCUGAUGGAAUUGUGAGCCACCUGAAGAAACAGGCAGGGCCUGCCUCAGUUGCUCUCCGCUCUGAGACCUUUGAGAAAUUCAUUGGUGAAAAGGAUGCUGCUGUUGUAGGCUUCUUCAAGGAGCUGUUUGGGGAUGCACAUUCAGAGUACAUGAAAGCAGCAAGCAACUUGCGAGACCAUUACCGCUUUGGGCACACCAGUGAUGAGGAGCUAAUUAAGAAAUAUGAGCCAGAUGGCGAAGGCAUCAUCCUGUUCCGUCCCCCACACCUGACAAACAAGUUUGAGGACAACUCUGUGCGAUACACAGAGGACAAGAUCACUACUGGCAAGAUCAAGAAGUUCCUUCAGGAGAACAUCUUUGGCAUCUGCCCACACAUGACUGAAGACAACAAAGAACUGAUCCAAGGGAAGGAUCUGCUGGUGGCUUAUUAUGAUGUGGACUAUGAAAAGAAUCCCAAGGGCUCCAACUACUGGCGCAACAGAGUGAUGAAAGUGGCCCAGAGUUUCCUGGAUGCUGGACACAAGCUCAACUUUGCUGUUGCUGAUAGGAAGGCUUUUGGCCAUGAGCUCUCUGAGCUUGGAUUGGAUGGAUCUACUGGUGAUGUUCCUGUUGUUGGUGUCAGGACAGCCAAAGGGGAGAAGUUUGCCAUGCAGGAGGAAUUCUCACGUGAUGGGAAGGCCUUGGAGAGAUUCCUUCAGGAUUAUUUUGAUGGAAAGCUGAAGAGAUACCUGAAAUCAGAGUCUAUCCCAGAGAACAACGAUGGGCCUGUGAAGGUGGUUGUGGCUGAGAACUUUGAUGAAAUUGUGAAUGCAGAGGGCAAGGAUGUGCUUGUGGAGUUCUAUGCACCGUGGUGUGGCCACUGCAAGAAUCUGGAACCCAAAUACAAGGAGCUUGGAGAGAAGCUCAGCAAAGAUCCCAACAUCAUUAUAGCCAAGAUGGAUGCCACAGCCAAUGAUGUGCCUUCUCCCUAUGAAGUCCGAGGCUUCCCUACAAUUUACUUUUCACCUGCGGGGAGCAAGCAAAGUCCAAAGAAAUACGAGGGGGGGCGUGAGGUGAGUGACUUCAUCAGCUACCUGAAGCGGGAGGCCGCGUACCCACCCAUUGUACAGGAGGAUGAAAAACCCAAGAAAAAGAAGAAGGUGCCCAAGGAGGAUCUGUGAGGGGGUAGGGUACCUUGGCAUCAUCCUCUUCUUCCUCCUCCUCAUCUGCAGAGGAGCCCUGAAGCCGCUCCUGGAGGCAAGGGCCCUGUGGUGCAGUAAAAGUUGUUGGAAAGUAAAGCCACUUGGGGCAGAGGGGACCCAGCUGCUGCUGUUCUGUUUAAUUUCCUGCCCCCUUCUCUCUUAGCUGCACUUACCAUGGAUGCCCUGGACUGGCUGAUAUUUGUGGGUGGGGAUGGGGAGGGUUUGUUUUAUAUUUUUUUGUACAUUUGGAGAAGUGAAUCAAUAAAUGACCCCCUUAGGCCCCAAGGUGCCUUUGCGUGAUGAUGGGAGCAGAGACUUGGGCCUGUUGCUGAAAAGUCAA